GGCGCCGCAGUUCCCCUAACUGGCCCCAUCAAGUGCGCCUGAAGCCUCGCCUCACACCUGCGUGGCCCCCGGCAGAGCCCGCCCGGCCGCCCCUUGGUCCCGCUGCCCCCACCGCUCCCGACUCCAGGCCCAGAGGCAGAGGCGCGGAGCGGCCGGCCCCCCGGUGCUCCACUCCCAGAGCAGGUGGCUCUGUCUCCCUAAGAGAGGCCCGCGCUGUGUCCGAGCCUCCAGCCUCCCCGCCGGCGCCUGCAGGAGCAGCUCCAUCACCAGAGCAGCGCGACCCCGGCCCGCGGCCGCCGCCGCCGGCAAGAUGCGGAAGCCCAACCCGCUGCAGGACGCGAACUUCUGCUCGCGCCUGUUCUUCUGGUGGCUAAACCCCUUGUUCAAAAUUGGUCACAAAAGAAGAUUAGAAGAAGAUGACAUGUACUCUGUGCUUCCAGAAGAUCGCUCCCAGCACCUUGGAGAAGAACUACAAGGGUACUGGUAUCAAGAAGUUUUGAGAGCAGAGAAAGAUGCGCGGGAGCCUUCGUUAACAAAAGCAAUCAUAAAGUGUCACUGGAAAUCCUAUUUAGUUUUGGGAAUUUUUAUACUUCUUGAGGAAGGCACCAGAGUAGUUCAGCCCAUAUUUUUGGGGAAAAUGAUUAAUUAUUUUGAAAACUCCAAUCGCAUGGAUUCUGCCGCCUUGCAUGAAGCCUAUGGCUAUGCGGCAGGGCUGAGCGCCAGCGUGCUCGUGUGGGCUGUUCUGCACCACUUGUACUUCUAUCACAUUCAGCGCGUAGGGAUGAGGCUGAGAGUAGCCGUGUGCCAUAUGAUCUACCGCAAGGUACUUCGUCUGAGUAGCUCGGCCAUGAAGAAGACCACCACAGGCCAGAUAGUCAACCUGAUGUCCAAUGAUGUGAACAGGUUUGAUCAGGUAACGAUGUUCUUGCACUAUCUGUGGGUGGGGCCACUGCAGGCUAUUGCAGUGACCACCCUGCUCUGGAUGGAAACAGGAAUAUCAUGUCUUGCUGGGAUGGCAGUUCUCAUUUUCCUUCUGCUGUUGCAAAGCUGCUUUGGGAUGUGGUUUUCAUCACUCCGGAGUAAGACUGCAGCUCUCACAGACGACAGGAUCAGGACCAUGAGUGAAUUUAUAAGUGGCAUCAAAACAGUAAAAAUGUAUGCUUGGGAAAAGUCACUUAUAGACCUUAUUACCAGAUUUAGAAGAAAGGAAAUUUCCAAGAUUCUGAAAAGUUCCUACCUUAGAGGAAUGAAUUUGGCAUCAUUUUUUGCUGUAACCAAAAUCAUGAUUUUUGUCACCUUCAUCACCAAUGUGGCUCUGGAAAAGGUGAUUACAGCCAGCCAAGUGUUUGUGGUGGUGACGCUGUAUGAGGCUCUGCGGUUUACGAGCACCCUCUACUUCCCCAUGGCCAUUGAUGAGGUGUCAGAGGCCAUCGUCAGCAUCCGAAGAAUCAAGAACUUUUUGUUACUUGAUGAGAUAUCACAGCUCAACACUCAACUGCCAUCAGAUGACAAAACAAUCGUGCACAUGAAAGAUUUUACUGCUUUUUGGGAUAAGGAAUCAGAAACCCCAACCCUACAAGGCCUUUCGUUUACUGUCAGACCUGGUGAACUGUUAGCUGUGGUUGGACCUGUGGGAGCAGGAAAGUCAUCACUGUUGCAUGCUCUGCUGGGGGAGCUGCCCCCGAGCCAGGGGAAGGUCCACGUGCAUGGGAGGAUCAUGUAUGUUUCUCAGAAGCCUUGGGUGUUCUCAGGAACUGUGAGGAGUAACAUUUUAUUUGGGAAGAAAUAUGAAGAAGAACGAUAUGAAAAAGUAAUAAAGGCUUGUGCAUUGGAAGAGGAUUUACAGCUUUUGAAGGAAAGUGAUCUAACUGAGAUAGGAGACCGGGGAACCCCGCUGAGUGAAGGACAGAAAGCCCGGGUCAGCCUCGCCAGAGCCAUGUAUCAGGACGCAGACAUCUACCUCCUGGACGAUCCGCUCAGCGCAGUGGAUGCAGGAGUCAGCAGGCACUUGUUCGAACAGUGUAUUCGUCAGGCCUUGAAGGAGAAGAUCACAAUCUUAGUGACUCAUCAGCUGCAGUACCUAAAACAUGCAAGUCAGAUUCUGAUACUGAAAGAUGGCAAAAUUAUGCAAAAGGGGACUUUUGCUGAGUUUACAAAACCUGGGAUAGAUUUUGAAGAUAUUCUUUUAAAGAAGGAGAAUGAGGAGGCUGAACCACCUCCAGGUCCAGGAAUUCCCACUCUGAUCUCCAAGUCUUCAGUUCAGUCUCAACUGUCUCCCAGACACUCCUUGAAAAAUGCGGCUCCAGAGGACCAAGAUACUGAAAAUAUACAGGUUACAUUACCACUGGAGGACCGUUUGGUUGGAAGAGUUGGUUUUAAGACCUAUGAGAAUUACUUCACAGCUGGUGCUCAUUGGUUUAUCAUCAUUUUCCUUAUUCUAGUGAACAUCACAGCUCAGGUCGCCUACGCCCUGCAGGACUGGUGGCUUGCAUACUGGGCAAAUGGACAGACUAGCCUAUAUGUCAUGGAAUAUGGAAAAGGAAGAAUGAUUGAGAUACCUGAUCCUGGCUGGUACUUAACAGUUCACUCAGUUCUGACUGUAGGUACAGUCCUUUUUGGCAUCACAAGAUCCCUGUUGAUAUUCUACGUUCUUGUUAAUUCUUCACAAACUUUACACAACAAAAUGUUGGAGUCCAUUUUCAGAGCUCCAAUGCUGUUCUUUGAUAGAAAUCCAAUAGGAAGGAUUUUGAAUCGUUUCUCCAAAGAUAUUGGCCAUAUGGAUGACUUGCUUCCCCUGACAUUUCUUGAUUUCAUCCAGAUGGUUCUACUUGUGGUUGGUGUGGUGGGUGUGAUGGUGGCUGCAAUUCCUUGGAUUGCUAUACCUGUGAUUCCCCUUGGCAUCAUUGUCUUUGCUCUCUGGCGAUAUUUCUUAGAGACGUCACGAGAUGUGAAACGCCUGGAAUGCACAACACGGAGCCCAGUGUUUUCCUACUUAGCAUCUUCUCUCCGGGGACUCUGGACCAUCCGGGCGUACAAAGCUGAACAGAAAUUUCAGGAACUGUUUGAUGCACACCAGGAUUUGCACUCAGAGACCUUCUUCCUGCUUUUGACGACAUCCCGAUGGCUCGCUGUGUAUCUAGAUGUCAUCUGUGCUGUCUUUGUCACUGUUGUUGCCUUUGUGUCCCUGAUUCUGGAAGAAACUUUGACUCCUGGGCAGGUUGGCCUGGUCCUGUCUCUUGCCUUCACACUCACGGGGAUGUUCCAGUGGUGCAUCAGGCAAAGCAUCGAAGUUGAGAACCUGAUGAUUUCAGUAGAAAGGGUGAUUGAAUAUACAAACCUAGAGCAAGAAGCAAGCUGGGAAUAUGAGUUUCGUCCACCGCCAGCCUGGCCACAUAAUGGAUGGAUAACCUUUUGGCAUAUUAACCUCACAUACAGCUUAGAUGGGCCUCCAGUACUUGUGGACCUGUCACCAGACUUUAAGUCAGGAGAAAAGGUUGGUAUUGUGGGAAGAACAGGAGCUGGAAAAAGUUCCCUCAUCUCUGCCCUUUUUAGACUAUCAGAACCCGGAGGUGAUAUUUGCAUUAAUACCAUCUGGACAUCCAGUAUUGGACUUCACGAUUUAAGGACAAAAAUUUCCGUUGUUCCUCAGGAACCUGUUCUAUUCACGGGAACAAUGAGGAACAAUCUGGAUCCUUUUAAUGAACAUAUGGAUAAAGAACUGUGGAAUGCCUUAGAAAAGGUACAACUUAAAGAAGUCAUCAAUGAUCUUCCCGGUAAAAUGGAUACUGAAUUAGCAGAAUAUGGAUUGAACUUUAGUGUUGGACAGCAACAGUUGGUGUGCCUUGCCAGGGCUAUUCUCAGGAAAAAUUGGAUAUUGAUUAUUGACAAAGCAACAGCACACGUGGAUCCAAGAACUGAUGAGUUAAUAAAAAAAGAAAUCCGUGAGAAAUUUGCCUAUUGCACUGUGCUGACCAUUGCACACAGGUUGAGCACCAUUAUUGACAGUAAAUGGAUAAUGGUUUUGGAUUCAGGGAGAAUUAAAGAAUAUGGCCAGCCAUAUGAUUUGCUACAAAACACAAACAGUCUAUUUUAUAAGAUGGUGCAACAACUGGGUGAGGCUGAGGCCGCUGCUCUCACCAAAAGAGCAAAACAGAUACACCUCAAAAAGAAAUAGCCAGAUAUCACUCAUGGUGACCUUGUGGUUAUGAAUGCUUCCAGUGGAUGACCCUUAACGGCAACAAUUUUCACAUCAGUGCCAUGUGAUCCUACCAUGAUGUCAAGUUUAUUUCAAAGGCAUUUUUCCCAAUAGUUUUUGCACUGAAUAAGCUGUAUUGUACUUUUAAAAAAAACCACCAGUAACAAAUGUUUACAUAAGCAAUGUGUUUGUUUGGACUUUUUGCUCCAACUUCACCCAAUUAUUUCUAGCCUUUUAGUUAUAUGUUAUACUGUUUGUUUUCUUAGCCAAAUCAGAGAUUCAUGCUGCCAGUUCAGCUGUCUACCAGGUUUUAUGCUUUGAGAGGCUUUAUAACCAAAACUCACUUUCUAAGGUAUAAGACAUAGUUAUCACAGAUGUUUUUUUACUCUUUCCAAAAUUACAUAUUACUUUCUAACUGUAUCAGGAAUUAUGUUUAUUUGAAGACUGUAUAAAAUUUUCAUCUUGUCUCACCAUUUUCUUUAACAGAACUAGGCUGUGUUAUUCUAGGCCUCUAAUUAAAAUAGUACAGAUAAAACUAAUAGGAAAAACAAAAGUUAUGCUUUAGUUUAAGUAACAGAGGAGAGAGGUUCUACCCACCAAAUUAAAAGAGACAUAGUUAAAAUACAGAAGAACAAUAAUUGAUUAUAUAUUCCAGAAAAGAAAAAGAGAAAUGUGCUUUCAGGAGUCUUAUAGGUGAUUUGGUAAUGGAUAUUUAUGUGAUCUUUGAUCAUCUUCUGGAUGGAAAAUUUUAUUAUAUUUUAUUUUUUAUAUUUUUUUACUGUGGUAAAAUAUAUAUAACAUAAAAUUUGCCAUUAUAACCUUUUUAAACAUAUAAUUCAGGUACAUUAAUCACAUUCACACUGUUAUGCAACCAUUACCAUCUAGUUUGUUUUUGGUAAUUAUUCUAGGACAAUUCAGUUUGUUAUUCCAGCAGUCACUUUUGGUUUUAUUUCUCUAGAAAUUAAUCUAUACCCUGUGAGUCUUGAGCUUGAUUGAUAUAUUAUUUAUGAUAGCUUAUGUGUUUUAUCUCUAUACCAUCUAUAAUUGUGUUCUUUUUUGCUUUUUCAGUUUCUUUGAAAUGGCUCCCUUUUUUUCUUGAAUAAUCUUGCAUGACAUUUUCUUAAUUUUCAAAGUAUCCAUUUUUUUGGCUUGGUUGAC
Molecule: messenger RNA, 5353 nt
Organism: Cervus elaphus (red deer)
Lineage: Eukaryota; Metazoa; Chordata; Mammalia; Artiodactyla; Cervidae
Product: ATP-binding cassette sub-family C member 4-like
Exons: 31
Biological process (GO): transmembrane transport
Cellular component (GO): plasma membrane
Molecular function (GO): ABC-type transporter activity; ATP hydrolysis activity; ATP binding
Source: RefSeq, a predicted model, not a curated record